AUGCUGUCGCCAUCGCAGGCAGCGUUGAGUGAAUUUCUUGGUUAUUCGUCGAUUGCCUGUUGGCUGGGGGCCCAGUUUCCCCAGGUUCUCGAGAAUAUUAGAAGCAAUUCAUGUGAAGGGCUAGCUCUUCCGUUUCUUGCGAAUUGGCUUAUGGGCGACAUCUCCAACUUGGUCGGCUGCAUCCUUACCCAUCAGCUUCCAUUCCAGACAUACCUGGCCACUUACUUUGUCUUUGUGGACUGUACACUUGUUGGCCAAUAUAUCUACUACACCAUCCGGAACCCACCUUCACACGUCCGGGCACUUGACAGACCGGCCUCUCGCUACCGAACUUUGUCUGUAGUAGCCGCCAGUGUAGCCAAAGCAGCCUGCGCUAGCCGCGCAACACGACGACCACACAGGUCGCCCACGAAGUCGGUCGGUGCGCUUACUCGAGUGUCGAGAGAAUCAGACGAUGAAGUAGACGACUCCACCUUGGCGGCUCUAGCAGAUAGCUUCCACUCCGAAGGUGGCCGUCGUACACGUAUUUCCUGGAGCUCCGAAAGGCACGGAGGCCGAGGUGGCAGCGUUGGUCGAAUACCGUCCCGAGGCGCUCUCCCUACAGCAUUGCACAUGUCCGCCCCCUCAGCCGAAGUCGCAGAGGCUCUCAUCCGAGGUCGAAGUCUACAGCGAGACGCAGACGCGGAUCUUAACCUCUCACAAGAUCCUGAACCUCGGCGCAGAAGCUCUCGGCGGGGCGCCAGUAUGGUGUUUUUCGGUGUCUGGGCUUUGUUCAGCGUGGGCGCACUAGCUGGAAGUCAACGGCAUUUGCCACUUACCAGUACCACUACUCGUAUAGGAAACGUGCUCGCUGCCCGGGGGGUUCGUAUCCCUGACCCUCAAACGUACUCGUCUUUAAUGGCUUCUGAUGUUCCAACAACGUUCGAACCCGUGCACAGUACUGACGUGUACGUCUCGAUCUCUGAGCCAUCAUAUCACCAGACCCUCUUUCAGCCGUCUAACGAACGUGUUCUGGGUCGCAUCUUUGCGUGGUUAUGUACCACUUUGUAUCUUACUUCCCGAUUGCCGCAGAUCUGGAAGAACUAUGUCAGGAAAUCUGUCCAGGGAUUAUCUAUGUAUCUUUUCGUUUUUGCUUUCCUCGGGAAUUGUUUUUAUGUUGCAUCUAUCGCUACCUCCCCUAUGGCCAGACUCCCGCCGCCCGCCUCAACAGACUUUAUCAAAGAGAGUAUACCAUAUCUUUUAGGAAGCGGCGGCACACUCCUCUUCGAUAUCACCAUCGUGAUGCAAUCCUUCAUUUAUGCACCCAAGUCACGACGUAGGAGCUCCUCGGUUAGUAUUGAAGAGGACAGAAGAUUGCUGGAUGGAGAUGCUUUAGCGCAUGCGCGAUAUAAUACUAAUGAGCUGAGAACAUCACCGGAACGGACGUUGAGUAGAACUCUAUCAGCUACACAUGCUCGCUCGCUCGUACUCGAUUAUCUAUCUCAUCAAUGCUACACCCGUACUGCGCGAGCCUUCGCAGAGGACAGCGCCGUUCGACACCUCGACGCAGACGGUGACGAGGUGAUGCAGCCAGCUGACUGUAGUUCCAGUCUACCUGAACUGUCUGAGGAAGUAUUGAAACAGGCGGACCAGCGAGCAGAGAUAAGACAGUUAUUGCUUUCAGGAAAAGUGGACGAAGCUACGGAUCUACUCAACAAAUAUUUUCCUGCCGUUCUUAGCAUGACAGAGUCCACUAAAGUGGAACCGCCAAAGCCGACAUCAUACGUGGCGUCUACCUCUGUCGAUCCCGCCCAUCUCCUUUUAAAUCUGCGCAUACAAGCUUGGAUUGAAUCAUGUCGAACAAUUCCUUUGAAAUACCCUCCCACCGAAACCGAGUCUCCUCCUCCUAAAUCACAGAAACGAAGCUCCCAGGCUCUUCACGAAGACGAUCCCGAAACCCGCGACCAGCAAACGGCACAGCUGAAGAAUGCUCAAAAGCUUUAUGCUCUGGCCAGCCAUCUCCCGUCUGCUGCUGAUCAGGAACAGUAUAUCGAGGAGCUGAAGAAUGUGCUGGGCAUCCUUGCGUACAUCGUCCCGGAAGACAGCUCGGUGGCCAAGUAUCUGAGUCAGGAGAGGCGGGAAGCAGUCGCCGAUCAAAUCAACAAUGCGAUACUCUAUAGGACAGGUCUCGCGGCUGUAUCACGAGUGGAAUUGAUAGUACGCCAGACCUCCAGUCUCUGGUCCUUUGCUCGUGACCUGAACAUUCUGUCCCGUUCGGGUACCUUCUUACCUCCAAGCGCCAAGGCGUCCUUGAAGAUGUCCGGUAAUUCCGACAAGGGACAAGAAAUUGUGCCCUUGUUCGACCUUUCGCAAUUCUUAGAUUCGAAAGCAUGA
Desarmillaria tabescens is the source of this 2373-nucleotide messenger RNA. Its product is annotated as PQ loop repeat-domain-containing protein. The record is from RefSeq and is a predicted model, not a curated record. The coding region runs from base 1 to 2373 and encodes 790 amino acids. Lineage: Eukaryota; Fungi; Basidiomycota; Agaricomycetes; Agaricales; Physalacriaceae. Gene Ontology annotation, molecular function: protein binding. Gene Ontology annotation, biological process: basic amino acid transmembrane export from vacuole. Gene Ontology annotation, cellular component: fungal-type vacuole membrane. The transcript has 14 exons.